AUGUCAUAGUAAUAAUAGUAAAUAAGAAAUCAUUUUCUGGAUAAAAAAUUAUUAGGAACAUUGUUUGAGGAAGAAGAGAUAACAAAAAAGGAUAAUUUCUAUAAUAUGGAGGCACGGGAUGAAAAAGGUCAUAAAAGAUUUCAUGGAGCCUUUGAAGGAGGAUUUGAAGCAGGAUUCAAGAAUACUGUUGGUUCUAAAUAAGGAUGGGCACCUUAAAAGUUUAUAUCCACAAGAACAAAUAGAGGUAUAAAGGAUAAUUUGAAUUAGCAAAAUAUAAUAAUUAGACAAUAAAAGAUUAUAUGGACGAGGAUGAUAUUGGAAGAUAAAAGUUGGGAGUAAAUGUUACAAUUCAAACAGAAUAUGAUACAUUUGGAUAAAAUGAGAUCAAUUUUUUGCAGCAAUAAUUAGGAUCUGGAUCUGGGUAUAUUGAAUGCACUUUAAGUUAAGAUGGCUUUUAGGAUCUGCACCCGAAGAAUUAGUUUACAGAGACAACAAGUCAGUGGGUUAUUAAGUACUUAUGCGUUUAAGAAAAUAAAUGAUCAAAAAGAGAAAUACAAAUGUUGAACAAGAAAAAUAAGAAGCCUCUCAUUGCCACAAUAUCAAAUACUUAAAUUAAACAAAUAAUCAAUACACAGGAUUAGGAUAUAAGCUAAAUGUGGAUACCCAUGGAAACCCUUCAAAUUCUUUAGAAUUAGCUUUUUGGACAUUUAUAAAAUAAAAUGCUGCCAUUAUAGUUGAUGAGGAUGAAGACAAGAAAAAGAAAGAAAAUAGAAUUAAAAUGAAUGGAUUUACUACUUAAGAAAAGGAUGAGGAAUGUAAUUAGUCAAUUAUUAUUUAAGAUAAUAAUACUAUUGAAGAUGAUGAAGAUGAAUAAUAUUCAAACAAAAGAAAGUAAGUAAAAGGGGCUCUAGAUAUUGGCACCAAAUUUAUUAAAGACAUGAUCCCAUUAAGAAUUGACACUUAAGAUUAUCUCAUCAAUGUUCCUGAAGAUUAUGAUCCAUAUCAUAAGGCUAAAAAGCUAUUAGAUUAAGGAAAAGAUUAUUCCUUUCUUUUUAUCAAUAAAACAAAUUAUAAAAAGCCUGCUUCUAGUUCUAAAAGAGAAGAAAUUUUUAGAGAGGAAGAAACAGGUAUUAAAAUAUAUUUCUAAUUAAUAGCUUCCUCAAUUAAAAGAGAUAUUAGUAAAUAAAAAUUUGUUAAGGCUAUUAAUUAGACUAUGCUUGUUAAUCAGUAAGAUAAAGCUGAAACAUAAGAUAAUUUAAAUAUUUUAAAUUUAUUUCCCCAUCAACCUGAUAAAUAACUAAGAUAUGCUAAUUUUGUAAAACAAAAGCUUAACAAAGAUAUUGAAGAGUAGUAAUUAGAUGAAGAGGAAAAAAUUGAUUUUGAAAGGCUUUAUUAAAUGUUUUAAGUGACUUCAAAAAAUGUCAUUGACAAAAAAUAAGAUACUUAGAAACCAAUGGAACAAUAGUAAGAAAAGGAGAAACCUAAUCCUUUUUUAAGUUAGAGAGUGAAUAAGAGAUGGAUUCCAGAAGAUUUAUUUUGUAAGAGGAUGGGAGUUCCUUAACCAUAUAAUCCUGAUGAAAAAAUAAUGAUUGAGAAAAUUAAUGAAAGAAAUCAUCAGAAACCUAAUAUGGCUGCCAAUAAUAGGAACUUCUUGUUUAUGGAUAAAAAAGAGUAUUUAUGAUGAAUUUCAUACUUUAGAUUCAAAUCUGGUGGAUUUAUGCAACCAUAAGAAUUUACUUAAUCUUAAGCUUAAUUUGAUCCAGUUGCUUUAGGUUUACCAUUAUCAUUCAAAUCAAAUUCAUAUGAUAAAAAUCAAAAGGAAAGAUUAUUAUAGCUUGAGAAUAUUGAAAGAUCUUAGACAUAAGUUGUGAGUAAACAGGAGAAAAGGAAUAUAAAAUAUUCUGAAGAUAAGGAAGAUAAUAUACCUAGUAGAAUUUAGGAUUAAAAUAUAUUUGAAUUUAUAUUUGGAGAUGAUGAAGAGGAGGAUUAAUAGUGA
Molecule: messenger RNA, 1996 nt
Organism: Paramecium sonneborni
Lineage: Eukaryota; Ciliophora; Oligohymenophorea; Peniculida; Parameciidae
Source: the annotation of a GenBank genome assembly